AUGGAGGUGUUUAAUAUCAUUCUUGGUAAGCUUAUUGAUGAAUCCCAAAAUUUUAAGUUCCAUAGUAAGUGUAUGGCCCUCAAUAUUUCCCAUUUAUGCUUUGCUGAUGAUCUGUUGGUUUUCUCUUAUCGUAAUGGGAAUUUAGUCAGAAUUAUAAGGGAUUCCCUUGAUGAAUUCAAAAAGGUUUCAGGGUUGAAGGUUAGUAUGGAAAAAAGUCAGAUUUAUUUUAGUUGUGUUAAGCCGAAUAUGAGAAGGAUUAUCUUAGGUAUCCUUCCUUUUGAUGUAGGGAGAUUUCCGUUUAAAUAUUUGGGAGUGCCUAUGUGUGUCACUAAGUUGCUUGAAAGAGAUUGUAAAAAGUUGAUUGAAAAGAUUAAGAUGAGAAUUUUCAAUUGGAAAAGUAAGACUUUAUCGUUUGCUGGCAGAUUGCAGCUCAUUAACUCUGUUUUAACAUCCAUUCAUGUUUAUUGGGCUUCGAUCUUUAAAAUUCCCAUUGCUACUAUUAAUGAGAUUGAAAAGAUGUGCAAAAGUUUCUUAUGGGCUAAUGGUGAGAUAGUCAAAGGGAAAGCUAAAGUCAAGUGGCAUGAUAUUUGUAAGCCUAAGGAGUAUGGUGGUCUGGGAAUCAAGAAUUUAAGGAGAUGGAAUGAAGCUUUGCUUGCUAAACAUGUAUGGAAUGUGAUUAAUAACAAAAAUUCCCUGUGGGUGCAGUGGGUGAGAAUCAAUUAUAUAGGUAGCAAAAAUUUUUGGGAUAUUUUGCAGAAAAAGAGUAUAAGCUGGACGUGGAAGAGGUGUUUGGAGGUGAGGAAAAUUGUUAGGCCUCAUGUUGUUUCGUGUGUGGGAAAUGGGAGGAACACGUCUUUAUGGCAUGAUUGGUGGCACCCAAUUGGUAUUCUUUGUGCAAUUAUGUCUAGAAGAGAUUGGGUUAGCAAUGGGCUUAGUGAUUCUUCUUUGGUCAGUGAUAUUCUAGACUAUGAUACUUAUUCCUGGCUGGUUGAUUGGGUUAAUAAAUUCCCUAGAUUUAAAGAAGCUCCCAUGUUUUGUAUUGAUUCUGAUAUGAGCGAUGUUGCAGGUUGGAGGGAUAAGAAGGGUAUGUGUAAAAAAAUUUCAUGUAAACAGGUGUGGUGUGAUAUAAAUAACUUUGGAGAGAAAGUUCCAUGGCAUGAUAUUGUUUGGUAUGGUAAUUGCAUUCCUCGCAAUUCGUUUAUUUUGUGGAUGGCUAUUUUGAAUAGAUUGAAAACGCAGGAUCGUGUUAGAGGAUGGGAAGUGGCUAGUAACUUACUGUGUCCGUUCUGUGAAAUUGUACCUGAUUCUCAUAAUCAUUUGUUCUUUAAUUGUGAUUAUACCAUCAGUAUUUGGAGGUAUUUCUGCAAUAAGGUGGGUAUUAAUUUGUUGGUGGAUGAAUGGAAUGAUUUGGUUUUAAAGUUAUGCAGCUUGCUUAAUUUGAAGUCUGUUGAGAAUUUGAUUAUUAAAUGUAUGUUUGCUAGCUGUGUUGCUCAUAUUUGGAGGGAGAGAAACUCUAGACUUUUUAGUUCUAGAAGAAAUUCGGUUGAGGGGGUGAUUGCUUGUAUUGAAAAUGAAAUGCGGUUAAAGUUGUUGGGUUUGAGGAAAAGGGCUAAAAUGGUCAAUAAUAAGAUUUAUAUGACCUGGGGUAUUUCUAGAAUGGAGAAAGUUAAGUAA
Lactuca sativa (garden lettuce) is the source of this 1674-nucleotide messenger RNA. Lineage: Eukaryota; Viridiplantae; Streptophyta; Magnoliopsida; Asterales; Asteraceae. The record is from RefSeq and is a predicted model, not a curated record.